Messenger RNA from Penicillium subrubescens, 474 nucleotides. Its product is annotated as DUF3176 domain-containing protein. The record is from RefSeq and is a predicted model, not a curated record. Bases 1 to 474 code for a protein of 157 amino acids. The transcript has 2 exons. NCBI's taxonomy places the organism in Eukaryota, Fungi, Ascomycota, Eurotiomycetes, Eurotiales, Aspergillaceae.
AUGCCUGAGUGGCCCUAUGGUAUCACGCUCAACGCGCUGGCCUCAGUGCUUAGUACAGUCAUGAAAGCCACGAUGGCUUUUAUUUUGACUGAAUGCCUGGCGCAAUUGAAAUGGUCAUGGUUCCGUGGUGGGAACAGGUUAAGUGACCUUGCACUGCUUGACGCUGCGAGUCGUGGAGCCGCGGGGACAUUUAUUGUGCUUUUUCGUUUCUUGCCUCGUCAUCUCGUCACCUUUGGAUGCUUCGUCUUGGUCCUUGCAGUAGCUACGGAUCCAUUCGUACAACAGGUCAUGUCCAUCAAGAUGCGAUCUGUCAAAGCACCAGGCCAAUCUUCCAUCCAAAUUUGCAAUACUACAAUCUACGCAGAUUACGGCGAGGGAGCUGGACCAGGCAUGAACAAACUCCCUCUCACAAGUAUAGGAGCAAUAUAUUCCGGCCUCUCCCAACUCAACGCCCCAGCAGCAAAAGCUCAAUGA